Molecule: messenger RNA, 2692 nt
Organism: Nilaparvata lugens (brown planthopper)
Lineage: Eukaryota; Metazoa; Arthropoda; Insecta; Hemiptera; Delphacidae
Exons: 2
Coding region: 36-746 (236 amino acids)
Source: RefSeq, a predicted model, not a curated record
AAGUCCAGUUACAAAGGGAAUGUUUGAAAUUUAGGAUGACCUCAAUAGAGACCAUUUCCAAUGAAUACUUGGCGUCAAUCAACGGCCUCGCGCAGAAAAUCGGAAACGACUUGUCGUCGGUUCGUGAAGCUUAUCAGGAUUUAUGGUACACGUUGAGCAGGGAGGAGCAAGAACAAGUACUCAAUGAAGCGGUCAUCGACCCGGGUGCCGUUCUCAAGUACAGCUCGGCCUCCAAUGAUGCGGCUAUCAGCAAUGAACCUCCAUCGAAAUUUUCAUGGUUCACGCGCAGUCAACUGAACCUGUUCACGGUUGACUCGCUCAGAGCAGCUGACAAACCUGCCAAAGCAACUCCCGCCAAAAAGCAGCCACAACAACAACAGGAAACAACAACAUCGCAAGUGCCGAUCGUCGUUCAACAGGAGCUGGCCAAAGAGUGCGCGCGCAUCAAGCAGAGUCAACAGGAAAACACCAAUCUGCUCAACAAGAUCAAAAGCAAAGUGCCCAUUGGUCUGCUGAAACCUGCAGCUGCCAAUGAGGAGAAGCAGAGUCUUGUCGACAGCAGCAAGCAGCAGUCGACUGCUCCGCCAUCUGCCGCCAAAAUUCUGAAACCAAAGACACCGCCUCCACCUCCACCGCCCACCGUCAAUGAGAAGAGAGGUCUGUUGGCGGCGGCUGCGGUCGAUGUGGAGUCCGAUCACAGUGACGAUAUUCCCAAGACCGGCUUCGAUUUUCUUGACAACUGGUAACCUGGUCAGCGGGUCAACUGUUGUGAGGAAGUGCAUAUCUGGAUGAUCCAAUGCUCAUUGGUCGACUUUUUACUCUCUUUUAGAAUAAUAAGACUCUAAGAAGGAUUUCAAUGUUCUUCAGUCCACUGAAAGAUGCCGAUUCAUGUGUAGCAUAUUAUAUCUAGUUAUUCUUUGAUACUGGCAUUGUAUUCAAUCAUUUGAAAAAUAUAUUUUUUCAGUAUAUUUUUGUUCACAAUUUAUAUGAGUUUGUUACAUUUGUAGCACAACAGUGUACCCAUACUAUACCCCUAUAUUGGCUAAAUGGUAGAAUAGACAUUGCUGUCCAAACUUUAGCACGAUAACAAAUGAAAAAAUCAUUCAUUCUAUUCCUUCUAUUAAUAUUCACUAGUAUGGAAUUGUGUUCAGUUUUUUAAUAGUAUUUUCCAAUAAACACUUAUUCUUACUUUUUGUAAUGACGAUUUGAAAGAGUUUGAUAAAUGAGUACAGUAGUACAUUAGUGUAAAUCGAUUGCCCAUAUUCUGCGAACAGGGAUUUUUCAUACUCUAUUUCUCACUUCAGAAUAUUUGUUGUACUAUCCACUUGAUGGAAAUUGGUGUACUUGUAUGUAAUAGUACUGUCUACCUCGAUCUACUCCUUUGUGACUGAUAACGUUUUUAAUGAGAUUGUCUAUUGAUUAGGCUAUUUCAAUCUCACAUUUAUGAUAUUCCAUUUUAUAAUUGCUGAGUUUGAAUCACAUAGUUGAGUUUAUGUGAAGUUCAGAGAAAUGUGAUUAAUCUUUGUUGAACCUGGGAAAGGUUAAUGAAAAGCAAGCAGCUUUGUCAAAAUGCAUUUGACAUUUUUGAUUUUGAUUCAUUAAUAUAUUAUGAAAAAGGAGGUUAGUAAAUAUAAGUUACUGUAGAUCAGGUUCGUUUAGUUCAAGAAUGAAGUCAAUUGUAAUUGAUAAAUAUUAUAUUAUUUUUUGCUGAACGUGAUGCCUACAUGAGCUCCAGGCUUCUACAUAGGUAAUGAGAUUGAUGAUGAUGAUGAUUGAACCUACAGCAUUAGGCCGGGUCUGAACCACCGGGAAGCGACUUAUAUAUUCAAAAAUUAUGUUUAGUAGAGUCUCAUAUUCUUAGUGCUUAUUGAAGUACCCAUGCACAAGCCUAGAUGUCAUAUAGGCAUCAUCCUCAGCAAAAAGUAAUGGAUUUGAUAAAAUUGUAACUAUUCAGCUAGUAAUCAUUCAGAAGAAAAUAGACUGUUUAUGCUUGAUUUAAAAGAUUAUUAAUAUACAGCUUUUUAUAGGAGUUGAAGUUUGAAUAAAUUUGGUACGAAAUGCAAGUCGCAAGGUUACUAUGGUGCCAUCUAAUUCUCAUUCAAAGUGAAAAAUAAUCGAAGAUCAAUUCAAACAAUAAUAAAGCGUCCAACUAAUAAAAAUGGAAGAUUAAAAAAAGAAUGGAUUGUCAAGGUUUACUAUAAUAUAAGUAUAUUAUAUUGUAUGAAAUACAAAUAAGCUAGUUUGAGUCUAAGUUGUUGUUGUGGGUAGGCCUAUGGGUAACAGAAAAUAAUUCUUUUAGUUAAGCGUUUACAGUAAGCUUAUACUAAUAAUUGUCACCAGAAUGGUUAUGUUGAAAGCUUUUGUAAAAAUAGUAUACAUUUUGUUAGUAGUUGUGAUGUGUGAUCUCAGUUACAUCAGAGAGUACCCGAUCAACAAGUCUAGUUACAUACACAUCGUUUUCUGGACGUGCGAUUUUUGCCGCUGUUAUAAAUGUUAUGGAUAACAUAACUUGGCAAAAAGAUGAUUUAUUCAUUGUUCAUGCAUUUGCCAAGUUUCGUUUAUUCUGGUAGAUUUCAUGAGGACGGCAAAAAAUCGAACGUCCAAAAAUCGAUAUGUGUGUAACUGGCUUGAGUGUACCACAUCUUUGGUUGAUCUUAUUACUGUUAGGUGGGUACCUAACUCAAAACUCAUU